Messenger RNA from Gamsiella multidivaricata, 3525 nucleotides. RefSeq lists its product as uncharacterized. The record is from RefSeq and is a predicted model, not a curated record. The coding region runs from base 1 to 3525 and encodes 1174 amino acids. NCBI's taxonomy places the organism in Eukaryota, Fungi, Mortierellomycota, Mortierellomycetes, Mortierellales, Mortierellaceae. The transcript has 3 exons.
AUGAAGAAGGCCAUAAGAUCCUUCUUGGGGAUCAAGCACAACGACCUCGACAGGAUCGCGGUCUCCGCAGAUGUCUAUGUUGAUUCCGAUACAGAGAGCGGUCCUGAUGCUUUUCAAGACUGGGAGCAGGAGAAGCAUGACCCUCGCCAUCGAGAAAACGCCCUGAUCCAACAGCACACCUGUGAGUCCGAAAACAUGGAGUCUGAUCUCUGCAGCGUUAUUGAGAGCGGCAGCACUAGCGCAGACCAUAGAUCAAUACGGAACACCAUGAUCUUGAGCCCCCGACCGCAGUUAGAUCUACAGGCUGACAAAGGCGGAGUGAGUCGUGCGAGCACGACUAGCUCGUCCACAAAAUCACUUGGUUCCUUGAGAUCACAAAGGCAGCAACCUCCAACACCUCAAGAAAGAGAACAUAACAAAGGCGUUAAUCCCAAUAUUCGGCUUUGUGGACGACCACAUACUGGUACCCACGGCGGUAAUAGACUGGGCACCAGAGACGACAAAGGGGGAAGCAAUACCGACCCUUCCAAGAGCCCCAAAAACAGAGCAAGCGGAAGAUAUAUACGAAAAGGCACUGGGAGUCUCUGCUCGAUGUCGAAUGCUUUGGCGGGACCUACGUCCACCACUGCCGUUCAGAUGUCUUACAAGGGCCGUACGUCAUUUGUCGCGCCUGUUGACGGGUCCCAACAGCUACCGACGUCUACUUUCAAAACCGACGCUGCGGGUCCGUCGUCGCGCCAUCCUCUACGAUUCGAAUCAGCCGCUGAGGAACAAGAUCGUAUCGAAAAGAAUGCAGACUCAAGUUUGUCAAGGAAAAAGAAUCGUGCGCCUUCGUUCAUUCAGCCGGAUAUAGUAGCUUCAUCUUCAGUACAAAGUUCUCGUCUUUCCCCCGUUGGCGAUCGCGCCAACGAAAUGCGCCAUCGACCCAGGACUCCGUUUCCUCCUCUUCUUUUCAAUAGCAAUUCUUUGGCGUCAUCUUCGGCCGGUUCCGGUGGCGACGAUUUUGGCGCCGGGAAUGACGCCGGGGCUGAAACGGAGCGGGCAGAGAGAAUAACCCGCAAGUGGAGCAAUCUUGGAUAUAUGCACCAUUCUCGAAGCCAAAAUGGGCCGAAUCAUCGUCCGCUGGACCAAGAACACGAGCGCUGGUCGCUUGGUGCUAAAGACCGGCUCGGAGAACAAGUACCUGGGACCAGUGGCGACCAACGUCGAAAUCCCGCACAAGAACGCCUUCAAAAUGCAUCGAGCAUAGCAGGCCAUGGUGUCUUCAAGUUGAGAUCUCUACAGAACUCUAUAUUGUUCACCAACAAAGAUGGUCGCCUGCGCCUUCAGAGCCAAGAUAAAUGGGUUCAGUCUUCAAACCCUGUUACUGAUGGAUCCGACCUUGACAAAGAUGUCGCGAGAAAAGAAAACGAGCUUUAUCAGAACGACAUGCAGCUGUACGUGGAUAUUCAAUCAGAGUGCGUCGUGGGCUUUCUGGAUCGCGUGGAAAGAGAGCAUGUACUCGAGCAGCAGGCGCACAAAUACGCGAAGAUCAUGCGAACAACUCGCAAGAUGGCGAUCCAGACAGCCGCCAUGAGGGAGGAGUUCAUGGUGAUCUUCGAGCAGAUCGAGGCCUUGAACAGUAACAACAAAGGCAGUAGGGUUAAAAUUACAGACAGAAGCGUAGGAGCUGCAUCAGUGCCGACUCGGACACCUGCGCCAAAGCAAAGCCAACAAAGACAAUCCCUGCCCACUAGGAUUCCUCUACCUACCACCAAGUCGACAAUCACCGAUGCGAAGCGGAUGUCCAAUAACACCUCCCACAGCAAGACAGCGCGUCGUAUCAGCUCGAAUACGCCUCGGUCUGGAGGAUAUUCAUCGUAUGCGAACCAGAGGGAAGGAUCUGUGGGUUAUCAAGGUCUGGCUUUAGCACCCACGGUUGUGGUACGCCCCGACAGCAGAGGGAUGGGUGUGGUUGCAUUAAAUGUCGAUACCGGCGCCUUGGCACAAACGGUUCGCGAAGGAAAGAGACCUAUUCGCGACAAUGAGAACCAGGGCAACAGUGCGAACAGCGGCAAAGGAUGGGAUGUCACUCAGUACAGCGGCAUGUUUAAUGGACUGCUGGAUGAGGACGAGGCCAAAAGACUGGAAACUACAGGAUCGACAAAGAACCAGACAUUGGCCAAGAACUCGUGCGCUGGCUCAUCGAAAGAUAGUGCCGACAGCGAGAUACCCCCACAGCCUCAGUUCUGCGCCAGUUGUAACGACACCCCAUAUAUGAGUCACAAUCAUAGCCGGGCCUCUUCAACUCGCGGUCCUAUCAAAAAGCAACCCAGAUCCGUCAAGCGUUGGUUGCAUCGCGCACGACUCAGGAUCACGAAAGUGAAGCGGCUUUUCACUCCAGCAAAGAACCGAGACCCGAGUGGGGAAUCAGAAUCUAUCGCUCCUGACAGCUCAUUGGACGUCCAGGUGAGCUUUCAGGGUUUAGGAGAAUAUCAACAAGGAUCGUCGUCGUUUCGGCAGUCUCGCAAGGUUAUGGAGGAGCACACAGUUUCUCGACAGCAGCAACCGUUAAGCAGCUACCAGCCCCUUCGACGCACAAGGAGUGUAGAUAUGCCUCUGAUUCAGCCUGUCGGGAUGGGCUCUCUAUUCAUGGUCAUGGAUAGGAUGUCGUGGCCGCCACAGGGACCGCUUCACCAAUCUAGCGCGUCGUUUACAGACUCCAAAGAGGCAAGAACAUUGGAAGCAGCCACAGCAGCAUCGCACGUACUAGAAGGUCAUACUGAUGGCCUGCAUUGGCCGCAAACCGACUUGUUAUCCGAGGGUACCGAAAUCGGCUCAAACGCCGAUGCCGCGUUAGGAGAUAUGUCUCCUGGAAUAAGCAAGCCUUCAGCUUCGUCUGCUACAUGUUCACCCUUGACCAUCCUCCUUGCUUCAUCUGCUAUCGCCACUCCAACUUGCGGUAGCAUCUCUUCAGUACUCCAUAAUACAUCCACAGACACGAAUGCCCAAGACGUUGUAACACCGAGAUCCUCUCCGUACAUGAUCAAUGGCCUGACGUCCGAGGAACUAAUCAACAGCAUCCGCUUCGAGUCCGACCGCGAGGGUUCGCCAGGGUAUUACGGUCCCCGAGAAUACGAGCGUGAUCAAAAAAAGAAGCAUCUUGCGCAGUUGGCAGAGAGGCAGCAGCAAAAAUCAGGAGGAUCAGGGUCAUUUACUACAUUACCGUCGUCGUUUCGUCGUUCCUUGUCUUCACUGGCCCUUUUCAGUGGGGGAUAUGGCAGCGGGACGACUACGAACGAGGUUGGACAGCCUGGCGCUGAAGAUAAGAGCUUGUGGAUCAAUAGUAGCGGCGGUGCAAUAUUGGAGACGGUCUUCGGAUUAGCCUCGACGGUGUGGAGGCGAGCGACGGUGUGGACGCGAGUGACGGUGACGUUGGCAAGUACGGUGCAAGCUGCUGCUGUUAGGGAAGAAAACAUGGUUCUGAGCAUGAGUUCAGUGGAGAGUGGACGUUGCGAUAGUACGCAGGGUGGACAGGAGCUAUGA